ACCUUUGGAUUUAUGAAACUAGAUAAAUAUAUUUAGGCGUUUCGAUCGAAGAGAAAAAAGAAUGGGAGCAAAUAUUCAUCAAGUUCUACUUAUUGUUGGCACCAUCAUAUGUUUUGCCUCUGUUUCGAAUGCUGCUCAAGGGACUGCCACCUUCUACGAAACUCCUUAUGUUCCCUCUGCAUGUAAUGGAUUUGAGGAUGAUGGUAAUUUGAUAGCAGCAGCAAGUGAUAGUAUAUGGCAAAAUAGGUCAGCAUGUGGGAGAUAUUACCUUGUACAAUGUAUUGGUGCGACUAACCAAGCACCACAACCUUGCAAGCACACCGCCGUCGAGGUUAAAAUCGUUGAUUAUUGCCCACCAGGAUGCCGCGGAACCAUUAAUCUUUCGAAAGAUGCUUUCUCUAUCAUUGCUGAUCCCCGUGCUGGAAGAAUUAAGGUUAACUAUACAGAGAGCUCAAACAUGGAAAAACCGGAGAAGCAUAUAUUAAGAAGGUAUGGUAAUGGCAAGUUAUGAUGAUAUUGAAGUCAGCUUUACGUAUGGAAAAACUUGUAUGUCUUAUAAAGAACCCUCCAAGUUGUUGAGACAAUAUAUAUAUAUAUGUAUGUCCUUAUUAUUCGGCACCAAUUCAAGGAUUUUUGUUAAUUCAAAAAUUGAAGUUGUAAUUGUAUUGCGUAUCAAUUUGAGUUUCUUUAUCCUAAAUUAUCCUUA
Molecule: messenger RNA, 706 nt
Organism: Alnus glutinosa
Lineage: Eukaryota; Viridiplantae; Streptophyta; Magnoliopsida; Fagales; Betulaceae
Product: EG45-like domain containing protein
Exons: 3
Coding region: 62-511 (149 amino acids)
Biological process (GO): systemic acquired resistance
Cellular component (GO): cell wall; apoplast
Source: RefSeq, a predicted model, not a curated record